AUGGACGUGAGUUUUGAGACUGCUCGAUCGUUAGAAGGCAUACUCAUUACAGCAUUGAGUAUUAGCCAUAUGCAAACCGACACGAAAAGCUUCAAUGAUUUCCUACGCUUUGCGUCAAACGUACCAAAUCUGGCAGAUGAAGAUAGGGCUCUCAUUGUGUCUCUGCUGAAGCGAGCACAGCGGGAUCCCCCCGGAUCGAGUGAGCCACACUAUGUGAUGCGCUGUGUUGGCUCCAACUCCACCCAGAACCACACUGAAAAGUCGGCCAUCUUCCUCCGUCUUCCUUACUAUUCAACCCAGAAGAUGGAUACAACCCAAUCCUUUCGCAGGUCCGCCCAUUCCACGCGCAGCCUCCUGCAGUAUUUUUACAACCUGGAGUCUACCCGUAACCGCGACCUACAGCAGGUAAUUCGAAAGUCUGGGGCUUUCCCAAAGGGCCAUGUUGUUCAUGUAUCCGAAUUAUGGGCAGUGAUUGUCAAUUUCCAAUUCAUCAUUACCAGUGCACCCAUACCUCUUAUGGAUGGAGCGAGUCCCUCUUUGGAGAUCAUGAGCCCGCCAACGCCCCACUCAUCAUCGCCUUCCAAUAUUUGUGUCAUCAACCCCGACCAGCGUGUGUUCUUCUUUCCCGUGGAGCACUGCAAGACAUUUUUUGUAUGGCAUCUUUAUGACUACCACAGGUAUGAAGACCGGAGGUAUGAAGGACGUGGCUAUGGAGCCCACGGGUAUGGAGGCCACAGGCGUGAGGGCCUCCGCGAUUUUAAAAUGUUUACUCAGGACAAUGUUCAGAUCAACGCAGAGGAUUGGACCAAACUGACAGCCUCAUGCGCAUCCACGCUUCUCCGUAUCCACAUCGAGACCUUCAUACCGGAGACCUCAGAGGAGCGCCGAGGUAAAGCGAAAGAAGAGAAAGAGAAAGAACGGAGGAUGCCGGUUUAUGAUGAGGAAUCUUCUAAAGCAUGGGGAAAUGAACAGAGACCAUCUGAGACAGAUAAAAAGGUUCAGUCUGAGAAAUAUCAUGGUUCGUCCGAGACAGAUGAACUGGUUCAACCAGCGGCAGGUGAAGGUGAACGAAGUCCGCAUGAGACGGAAGAAUUCACCAAGGAUUCCGAGGCGGAUUGGGGCUACAGAUAUAAGAAUCUAGAUGAGGCUCGCUACACCGGAGCAAGGCAUCGCGUGCGACGGAGCACGAGAGUGGAAUACCCCCCACUUUCCCCCGGCAUAGUGAUCAACCAAAGACCUGGUAACGACAUACCCGCUGCUUCGAACAUCUACUUCGAACCAACCAAGCCCGUCCUCUCUUGGGAUAAUGAGUCUGUUGAUCAAGAUAUCCUUCCCAAGGCACCAAAUGAAGAGCAGGUUGAUCAUGACCAUCGUUCCACGGUAUCCGAAGCCUUACCCGGAAGUUCAUCUGCCUCCCAGACCUCUUCACCUGCUCAUCAACCCACUGUCAACUUGGAAUUCCCGCCAGUCUUUACUUGGCAGACAAAGAAAAAGCUUUCGACGGAAGAAAUCGCGAUCUCAAAACCAAACAACGCUCUCGAUAAUCCCAGCCCGGAUCAUCCAAAGUCGAAUGUUCAGCCUCAAAAUGAGUCACCCGACGUUUUAAGCGUAGACGAAGAAACAAUAAAGCACGCCUCGGCGCAUAUCAAUAAUGAGCUCCUCGAGCCUACUGAUGGAGAUAGUUGGGAAAUCUAUAGACAAGCGACGACAAAAUCCUACUUUGAUGUGGACCGGGCCAUCACACAAAGAUAUGGCGUUUCUCUUCCUACAUUGAUGGCGGAACCUGUUGAAAAUGCCCCUGGAUCACUUUGGUCAGACACGGCGGUCUUGAAAGUCGUUGUCGGUAGGCUGUGUCGACUAUUCAACUUCUUUGCCCCGCUUUCAUAUCCAUGUGCUGUCAGCGGCAAGUUCUGGGGAGCAGUUCAUGAUAUUCUGACUACCAUCCCCCAAUAUUGGGACACCUCUUACGCGCAGGAACUGGCCAACCGAACGCGCCAUCAACGGAUGCCGGGGACCUUCUUUAUAGCCAACCUCGGCCGGGCUGGUUACGCCGACCUGCAAGACGAGGUCUAUCGGGACGAACUGACUUUCAGAGUCGGGGACUGCCAAAAAUGCAAUAUAUCUCGUCAAUACUCCACCCGGUCGGAUGCCCUCGACCAUCUGUUUACACACCUUUCCGCUGCUUUCCCCGAAGACCGCUCCGUGAGCAGCUCGUUGUCCCGGUGGGUGAUGAAUUUUGAAGAGUAUCUGACAUAUACAUGUCGGAGAGAUGACCGGAUGAUACUUAGAGAGCUGGAAGACUUUCUGGCAAACUUGGAAAUGAUGGCGGCUCAGAUCCAGCACGGGGUCUCAGCUAAUGGAGAGUUUGACCGGGAGACGUACCGCAUCCCAUCGAGCUUGGUCGACGCCUUUCAGGAUCUCCUGAUGAUGGUCGUGACCAGCGCACAUCUCGUCAAGGCCUGUCAUAAGAAGCGAGAAACUUACACAGGUUCCGAUCCGCUGCAGACCUUCUUGAUGCCAUCAGACUUGGACGGGGUCACGGAUGCUGGGACGGAGUCGGAGAUGUCUAUGGAAAGUGCCAUGAGAGACAUCGUUUUAAUGACCUAUACCGACGAGCUAUCCGAUGUCGUGACCUACGAAGCCGUAGGUCCCGGAUUAGUGCUCGCCCUUAUUAUGGGGGACGUCCGCUGCAGAGACUCGCAAAGCAAUCCGGUCAACUUGCUCGAGAUCUAUCGUGAAUACGUCCGAAAUCUGCAAUUCAAAGCGAGCCAAAAUCCCCACCGACGCCUACUCCAGGAAAUCUAUCUCGUCCGCGAGGAGCUAGAAAUAAUCCAGAAGGCCUCCGAGAGACAGCGUCUUGUUCUCGCAAACUACCUAAACGUGAUAAACCCCCAUUCUUUCCGCAUCACCACCGAGUCCCGGGUCUCCUCAUUCGAGCUCGAGAAAACACGGUUAAACAAGCUCAUCGGCCAGGUCAACGCCGAGCUCGGCGCAAUCUCACUCCUCAACAUAAAGCUCGACUCAUUGGCCAGCCAGACACGUAGCGGGGUAGACGUGCGACAGGAAGACCAAGGAAAGGCCAUCCUUGUCUUCACCAUCGUGACUGUGGUAUUUAUGCCGUUAUCAUUCGUGACUAGCUAUCUCGGCAUGAACACCACGGACAUCCGCAAUACGAACAGGUCGCAGACGCUGUUUUGGGCCAUCUCUGCUCCGCUGACACUGGGGAUUAUUACGAUCGUCUUGCUGGUUGCGUUUCAGGUCGAUCGGAUUCGAGAGGCUUUUGACGCUUUUUGGACUUAUGAUUCUGCGCUGGCGGCGAAAUCUGGCUCGGCUGUUUUGCGUGGGGACGGGUCGAAAGGUCACGUUCAAGGGUCAUCUAGAUUGUUAACGAAGAAUUGGAUUACAAGUGGCUGGCCUGCGGGAAGGAAGACAGGACUGGACGACUCAAUGGGCGUUUAG
Molecule: messenger RNA, 3459 nt
Organism: Penicillium egyptiacum
Lineage: Eukaryota; Fungi; Ascomycota; Eurotiomycetes; Eurotiales; Aspergillaceae
Source: the annotation of a GenBank genome assembly